GGUAAAAGCCUCACUAUGGAUCAAAUAACAAGCACAAUGAUGUUAGAUUUAAUGGAAGAAGAGGAAGAAGAAAUUUGUGGAUUAUAUGAAGGAUACAGUACUCAAAGAUUUGUUAUUAUAUCCGGAUGUACUACGGUUGCACUUUUUGGCGUUUUAGCUAAUAUGUUACUGAUGGCAGUCUUCCGUCGAUCCUUACCUUCUUCCAUAUUUCUAGCCACACUUGCCACGUGUGACAUGCUGAUAUGUCUGACGUACACAUUAUUAUUUGGUGUAGAUGCUGGAAUUUGGUAUCGAAAAAAUACGACAUUAUUCUUCCUCUAUCACCGUUACAUUGUUCCCGUAUUCUUUAUUGCAAAAGUUGUUCAAUUCGCCAUUCCAUUUAUUCUAAUUUUAAUUACUUUCGAACGAUAUCUCUGGACAUGCACAGAACGAAAAAGAAAAGCCUUCUCUGCGAUUUUCAACGAACGUGGACGAAUUGUUACUGUGAUAUUUGUGUGUUUCUUCUCGGUGGCAAUUCGGAUUCCUGUGCUUUAUGCGAUGAAGGUCAAAACGUUUCCUCUGUGUGACGACUAUUUCAGAAGUGAAUCAUUAGACGGAACACCUUUCGCCGCCACAGAAGCAUACGAAAUAUACGAUUUCCAUGUUAUCACUGCAAUUCAGAUGAUGUUUCCGUUUGUGGUACUAUUGCUACUGAAUCUAACAAUUAUCAAGAGAUUGGUAGCUGAGAAAAGGGAAAAUAUGUACCCUAUUCUCCGAGGUGCUGGAACUACAACAGAAGUGAAAAAAGCGUCAUUUGUUCAGGGAAAUCUUCCAGAAAACUAUGUGCUUCUGCAAGUUGCCGCUGACGUCAUCAAGGAAUCAUUGAUCCACAGUUCUGCGGCGGUAUCGUCUGAAAUCGUGGAAAACCAGAAUGUGGAUGAUAUCACUGAUUCAGUAGACGUUGAACUUCCACGUCAUCGGCCAUCAAUUUUUAACACUUUCGUACUGGCACUCAGGGAAUCAUCCCGAAGUAAGCGAUCACAGCUUCGAAAUGCAAUUUACACGAUGUUGGCUAUUGUCACUUCAUAUUUGGUUUGUAAUGGCGUUCAUCUUUUUCUGACGAUCCUUGAGAGGUUCGAUCCAUCUUAUCUUUACGAAUCCACGGAUCGAAUGCAGUCGAGCACAUUUUAUAUCGUUUUGUCUGAUACUGUCUCCAUCUGCUAUAUGGCAUCCUCGGCAAUUCGUAUUUUCAUCUACGCCAAGUGUAAUCCAAAGUUGCGACAGGAGAUCACCGACUACAUCAAACGAGAGAAGAGCAUCGAGACGAACAGCUCGUAACUUCCUUCAUUUCAUCACUUUUUUGUUACUCUUAUUACGGGAGUUCAUAUUAUGACAAUAAUAAUUAAAGAAAUAAACAAUCAUAAUAAGAGA
Molecule: messenger RNA, 1410 nt
Organism: Caenorhabditis elegans
Lineage: Eukaryota; Metazoa; Nematoda; Chromadorea; Rhabditida; Rhabditidae
Gene: frpr-21
Product: G-protein coupled receptors family 1 profile domain-containing protein
Exons: 9
Coding region: 16-1317 (433 amino acids)
Biological process (GO): G protein-coupled receptor signaling pathway; signal transduction
Cellular component (GO): membrane
Molecular function (GO): G protein-coupled receptor activity
Source: RefSeq, marked reviewed